CCUGUUUUCAUCCCGGGCGUUGGUUGAAGCAAGGAGCAGAGAGCGGAGGACAAACAUCGUCCUGCCUCGCAGCUUUUAGUGCAGCCAGAAAGCUCGCAACGAGAACCAGCAGAAGGACAAAAGCUCCCACGCUCCCAGCACACGCGACUACAACAAGCAGCUUAGUUCACUACUUAGUAGAGAACUGUAACAUACAUCGGCGAUAGCAGCGCUUCUGUAAAUUUAAAAGAAAGCAGCAAUGGAGUUUGGACCGAUUUCCGCUGGGAAAUUUGAAGAAGUCAUCGAACACUUGAGACAACAUUUCCCCGAUGAACCACUCAACGAAUGCGUCGGGCUGUGCAAGACGGGAGAGCCCUGCGAGCUGCUUGAACACCACGACAUGUCAACAUUGGAGGAAGGCUUCUCCAUCAUGGCAAUUGACCCAAAAACCGGCGAAAUUGCCGGCGUCGCUCUGAACGGCAUCUCCAAUCGCGGCGACAACGAGCUCGCUAUUGAAGAGAUGAAGUCGAUCGAUAGUAUUCAAUACAAGCAGAUCUUCGGUUUGCUCUACAACACCAACCAGGAGCUCGAUCUUUUCGCCAAGUAUAAUUUGGAGAAGAUCUUCGAGUUGAGAAUCUUAUCUGUGAAUUCGAAGUAUCGUGGUAAGGGCAUCGCCAAGGAGCUUUUCUUGCGCAGCGAGAUCUUAGCUGAGGAGUCUGGGUUUAAGUUGAUGAAGGUGGACGCAACAAGUAGAUUCUCUCAGCGUGUUGCGGAGAGCCUGGGUAUGUCUACUGCGAAGGCCGUGAAGUACAGCGAGUUUAAGGACGAGAAGGGCCAAUCCAUUUAUAGCAUCCAGCCGCCGCACGAGUAUUACAAAGUCAUGAUCAAAGAGUUAUCUCCAAAGAACUAAGGGCUUCGAAUACUAAAAGCAUUCACGACAAUAAAUAAAUAAAUUAUGAAAUCGCAAUUUAUACGUGGACCAAAUGUUGGGGCGCUGCCACACCGCCAUGCAGACGUAACAUUCAUGCCUCUAUAAAUGCGAUUUGUACUCGGACUAAAGAAAACUGCAGGAUUAUAUAACUAUAUACAUAUAUAUCGUACAUCUUUGUUUUGUAUGUAAGAUUGCUGGAUUGUAAAUUGUGUAUGCGUGUGUUUAUAGUAUUACCUACUUGAUGUGCCAAAUAUAUACAGAGUGACGUA
Nicrophorus vespilloides is the source of this 1179-nucleotide messenger RNA. RefSeq lists its product as uncharacterized. The coding region runs from base 239 to 889 and encodes 216 amino acids. Gene Ontology annotation, molecular function: N-acetyltransferase activity. The record is from RefSeq and is a predicted model, not a curated record. Lineage: Eukaryota; Metazoa; Arthropoda; Insecta; Coleoptera; Silphidae. The transcript is spliced from 4 exons.